UGUUUGGAGAAUGCAGGGGAUUGCAUGUUGAAUGAUAGCUGAAUAGGAUUGACUGUUCGAAGGAUUUGAUAACGCAAAAUAUAAUUUAUUUUAAACCGCAACAAUGCACGACGCUUACGAGGAAACAUCUAUACUAAAUAUUACAGUACAAAUCGAGUCUAUGGCCGCUUAUGAUGACAAUUUAUUAAUAGGCACGAGAGAAGGUCACUUGCUUAUGUACAAUGUUCCAACAGUCUUUGAUGAUAGUCACAAGUUGGAAUUAUUACGCCACAGUAAAAAUUUUAACAAGAAACGGAUCAAUCAGAUAGAAGUUGUGCCAGAAUAUAAUUUAUUGAUUAUUCUAACAGAUAACAUUGUGUGCAUUCAUGAUUUAAAUUCGCCAAACUUUCAACAAAUAUGCCAAUUACCAAAGACUCGUGGCGCUACGCUAUUUACUCUGGAUAUUCAGUCAACUCAGAGUUUGACAGGAGAAAGAAAUACUGUAGUACGUUUAUGCGUUGCUGUUAAACGUAAAUUACAGCUGUAUUAUUGGAAGGCAAAACGAUUUGAGGAAUUUAAUGAUUUUGAAUUAACUGUACAGGAUAUACCUCGUCAAUUAUCAUGGUGUGGUGAAACAUUAAUAUUAGGAUUUCGUGGAUUGUCCUACACUAUUUUUGAUUUAAGUGGUAAACCUAAAGAACUUUUUCCUACUGGUAAAUCUCCAGAACCUAGUAUAACCAAAUUAUCAGACAGUUCUUUUGUAUUGGGAAAAGAUUCCCAAUCAUUUAUCAUGGACACAAAAGGAGAACUGGUUCAGCAUAAUUCUAUAAAAUGGUCAGACACGCCUAAUGCAAUAGCAUGGGAUGAACCUUAUUUACUUGGUAUUGUGCAUGAUAAAUUGGAGGUAUAUACGCUAGAAGGAUGUUUACAUAUUCAGACGAUUAAGGAUCUAAACAAAGCAAGACUUAUAUAUCGAUGCAAACAAGGGAAGGUCUUUGUGGCGUCUAUUAGUCAGAUUUGGUGUAUCAAGGCAAUUGAUGUUACUUUGCAGAUUAGGACUCUGCUGGAGCAAAAUCAGUUUCAAUUGGCGUUAAAAUUAACUAAUUUGUCGGACAUAACGGAUGAGGAGAAAGCCAAACAGACGUAUAAAAUACAAACGUUAUACGCGCAUCAUCUGUUCUACAACAAGCGAUUCCAAGAGGCAAUGGAUCUGUUUUUGAAAUUGGGAACUGAUCCAUACGAAGUAAUAAGACUGUUUCCAGAUUUGGUCACACCGUCGACCAACACACAUGAACUCAGCGAACCAGCACCUAGCUUGCCAAAGUUGCAAGAUCAUGAUUUAGAAAAGGGCUUACGUGCAUUAAUAGUCUUUCUAACUGAAGUUAGACAUAAAUUAAUGGCAAAGGACAAAGAUCUAAAUAAAGAAAAGAAUGGAGUAAGUGGAGAAAAGAAUUUAACAGUAGUAGCUACGGAACAGCUUCUGAAAAUUAUAGAUACCACCCUUUUAAAGUGCUAUUUGCAGACUACCGACGCGUUGGUGGCGCCUUUACUUAGACUGAAUCAUUGUCAUUUAGCAGAAGCCGAAAAAACUUUACUGAUGCAUCAGAAGUAUCCAGAACUCAUUAUAUUGUAUCAAACCAAAGGACAACAUAAGAAAGCAUUGGAGCUACUGGAGAAGCAUGCGAAAGAAAACGAUUCUAGUCUGAAAGGUACUGAGAGGACCAUACAGUAUUUGCAACAUCUCGGCAAGGAUCAUAUGGACCUCAUUCUGAAGUUUGCUGGAUGGGUUUUAACCGAAGAUCCUGAACAAGGGCUUAGAAUAUUUAUGGAAGAUAUACAGGAAGUGGAACAUUUACCCAGACCAAAGAUAUUGGAUUACCUCCUUCGUUUGCACAAAGACUUAGUGAUACAAUAUCUGGAACAUGUGGUGCACGUUUGGGAAGAUAACAAUCCAUUAUUUCACAAUGUUUUGAUACAUCAGUACAAAGAGAAAUGUCUAGCCUCUAUGAAUGCAAACGCAACACCGGCGGAAAAAGAAACCUCGCAACAUAUUCGACAAAAGUUGCAACAAUUUCUGGAGAAAUCGCCGUAUUACACGCCAGAAACGAUACUAGUGCAUUUCCCGUUUGACAGUUUGUUCGAGGAACGUGCGGUCAUACUCGGGCGAAUUGGUCGCCAUCAACAAGCUAUAUCGAUAUAUAUUAGUCUCUUAAAUGAUAUACCGCGUGCAAUACAGUAUUGCCAAAAUGUAUAUACAAGGUACCAGAAUCAAGAUCGUGCGGAGAAACAAAAGCAAACGGAUAAUGCUGACGAGGUGUAUGUCUUGCUAAUUCAACAGUUAUUGAAACCUGAUAACGAGGGAGUUUUAAUGGCUGGUUGUAAUCCAGAGAUUCAGAGAACGGCACAACCAGAUUUGGAAAUGGCUCUGCGACUGUUGGAAGAGCACGCUUCAAAGAUAAAUCCUAUGAAAGCUCUGGAGGUUUUGCCAGAUUCCGUUCCUAUUGGUAGAAUAAAACAUUUUUUGGAAGUCAGUCUGCAGAAUAACUUGAACGCAAGGCGGAGAACUCAGGUCCUCAAAGGGUUACUUUACGCGGAACAUUUACAAGUGCAGGAACAACGAAUGCAUUACGAGUCGCAGAGCGUUCUCAUGACGGAAUACAAUAUAUGUCCAGUUUGUAAGAAACGGUUUGGCAACCAAAGCGCUUUUGCGAGAUAUCCCAAUGGCGACAUAGUGCAUUACUCGUGUCAAGAUCGCAAAGGAUAAAAAUAGGAUCACAUAAUUAGAUCAUUUAGGAUUGUACAUAUGGAAUGUACAUGUGAAUGUGCAUUACACACUGUGAAGAUUUCACAGAUAUUCCGAUAUACAUACUAUAUAAAACUUACAAAUUAUAUGAAGAACUAUUUCUUAUAAGGAAUCUUUAAGUCGAUUAGUUUAUUUCUUUUUUAUUAUACGCUUCUUGUUACCAUAAAAAAUAAAUGUAA
This is a messenger RNA of Linepithema humile (Argentine ant), 2961 nucleotides long. It is a transcript of the gene Vps39, whose product is annotated as vacuolar protein sorting 39. Gene Ontology annotation, biological process: intracellular protein transport; vesicle-mediated transport; endosomal vesicle fusion. The record is from RefSeq and is a predicted model, not a curated record. Lineage: Eukaryota; Metazoa; Arthropoda; Insecta; Hymenoptera; Formicidae. Gene Ontology annotation, molecular function: protein binding. Gene Ontology annotation, cellular component: cytoplasm; membrane.